Molecule: messenger RNA, 960 nt
Organism: Somion occarium
Lineage: Eukaryota; Fungi; Basidiomycota; Agaricomycetes; Polyporales; Cerrenaceae
Source: the annotation of a GenBank genome assembly
GCAGGAUCGCCUAAGUUCGAACCCUUUGGUUGCUGCUCUGCGCGAGUUGUUGAUCUGUGUCUGCGUGCCGGUUCAAGUGUCCAAGCUUUGUCUCUGUUUUGGAGGCUGACUGUCCGGGUUGUGGUGAAUGUCAGCCUCGACGGGUCCGCCGAGAAGGUAUAAAAGUCGUCCCAAUGCCGCUUGGUCGACCCUGUCCACCUUCAUUCACUACUCCCACAUACCACAUUUUCUAAUUCCCUUCAUACCCAUCAUCAUUUGAAAUGAUGCGAUUCUUGUUCUUGCUUGCCCUCUUGCCUGCGGCAGUGCUAUCCACCGCUGUUAAUUCCGAAUCCCCCUCGUUCUGCGAGUCCCCCACCGUCGUCUCUCAGUCAUACAUCGGCGAAGACAAGGACGUGAAGGUCGAGAACAUCCGCUGUGCUAACGAUCUCACCGCGCGCUCUGAUGUAGACAAGAGGGGUAGAUCUGUGAACGUCUGUGGCACCCACUGUAACACACGCUGCUUCAAACCUGCUGGAGGAGGACCUAAUCCUUUUGACUGUAAGGUCAUUGCUAACUUGUUAAACAAGAAUCGAAAAAACGACAACGUCUUCACUAUCCCAGCCGGUGAAGGGCUAAUCAAAAUGGCGUACCGCUCGUGCACGACCUAUUUUGCCAACCAGGCUGGCGUUGAUGAACAAUACUGCCUCAGUGACUGGGCCGGACAUGUCGAUUCUCUUGCUUUCAAUUGUCAGGCUCAACAGAACGCUCAUGGCGGUAAAUGCGUUGCGGAUGACCAGAGAUGGUACAUACAAGUUCAGACUUCUUAACUAUGAGAUGUCGUUUCUUUGGGGCUGUAUUCUUUUGGACCGUCAAUGGACUGACUAUACAUAGGUUGAGCCUUAUCUUUUAUAUCUGUAGAGCAGCGUAGUGGUUAUGUUAUCAAUCUUCUAAUGCCCAUCCUUCGUGAUGUUUCUGUUGCUC